This is a messenger RNA of Eriocheir sinensis (Chinese mitten crab), 4730 nucleotides long. RefSeq names its product hippocampus abundant transcript 1 protein-like. The transcript has 12 exons. The coding region runs from base 295 to 2760 and encodes 821 amino acids. NCBI's taxonomy places the organism in Eukaryota, Metazoa, Arthropoda, Malacostraca, Decapoda, Varunidae. Gene Ontology annotation, molecular function: transmembrane transporter activity. Gene Ontology annotation, biological process: transmembrane transport. Gene Ontology annotation, cellular component: membrane. The record is from RefSeq and is a predicted model, not a curated record.
CCGCGGGUCGGGGCCCUGAGGGCCGGAGGGAGCCUAGCUGGCUCAGUAGGCGUCGGGUGAGGGGAGGGACGGGACGCGGCACUCGUUCCCCAACGCUCUGUGCAGCGCAGCUCGGCAGUCACGGUGGCGGCGCCACUGGUGUCGGCCGCCUGCUGAGUAGCUCAGUGUUCACCUGCUGCCGUGUUCCUGGUGCGGGCGUGAACCCCGCAGGUGCCGUGGUAGUGGCGUGCGUGGACUCAGGGCAUGCAGCUCGGCGCGUCCCUCGGGCAUGCUGGGGGGUGACUGACCCCCGCCAUGGUGGCAGAGCCCUCUCAAGAUGAGGUGGAGCCUCACACCUCCAAGGACGACCUGCAGAACGACCAGCCGCCCCUCGGGGCUGCUGGUGGCACGGACCUGGGCGUGGCCAGCAAUGAUCGCCUCGGCACAUCGCCGUUAUCAUCAUCUCCUGAGGCGGGCGGCGGUGCGAGGGCCGGAGGUUGUGGCGGCCAGCUCGUCGCGCUUACGGACGGCGGCGGCGAGGAGGCACCCAUGGCGAGGGAGGAGGAGAGCUGUUCUCCCGGGGGGGCGGCGGCGACUCCUCAGAUGACGGGCGCCGCCUCGCCUCCCUCGCGGCAAGAACACCAACCCCGCCGCCAAGACAUUUGCUCAACAGUCAGCAGCAGAAGUAGCAGCAGAAGCAGCAUUGGAAGCAACGCCAGCAGUGGCACCCUCAACAACAGCAGACAUGACGACAAGGAUGAGGGCGGAGCGGCGGAGUGCAGCAGUGAUGUGGAGGAGGGCGAGGGGAGGGCGUGGGGCGUGGGUGUUCCCCUUCCUGACCUGAGUGAGUACGAGCGUGUGUGGGAGGCGGCCCCAGAAGUGAUAAUAAGGCCAGCCAGCUUGGCCUCCUCCGAGACGCUCAGCCCAGACUCUCCCAGUCCCAGCCUCUCCUCGGCCCCCCGCCAACCAAGUGCCUUCACGGAGACUCAGGAGAAACUCCGGCAGGGGGACGAGCGGGGGGCGGCGGUGGGCUCGGUGGGCGGGGGCGGGCGGGCGUGUGGGUGCGGGGUGGAGGAGGCCAGUGCCCGGUGUGCGGCCUGCCCCCCUCCCGCCCCGGUGUACGUAAGUGAGCAGUUCCCCUCCACGGACCCGCUGGAGGAGUGCGUGGACGGCUCCGGCCACACGCUUCAUGUGGACCUGAGCACGGGCGCGGUGCAGCUCCACCUGCACCUGCGGGAUACUCACAAGCUGGCCUCCGCCCCCUCCACUGACCCCGCCAAGUGCCUGGCCGACCCCUUGCUCCCACCCGCGCCGGCCACUAGCUCCCAGCCCGACCCUGCCCCGCCCCCAGCACCCAUCAUAUCCUUCAGCUCCGGCAUCGGGGAGGCGAGCGUGUACCAUGCCCUGGUGGUCAUCUUCCUUGAGUUCUUCGCUUGGGGGCUCCUUACAGCCCCCAUGAUCACCGUCCUGAACGAAACCUUCCCAGACCACACUUUCCUCAUGAACGGACUCAUCGUGGGGAUCAAGGGUUUGUUGUCGUUCCUGAGUGCCCCGCUCAUCGGUGCACUCUCAGACCUGUGGGGCCGAAAGUUCUUCCUGUUUAUCACCGUGUUCUUCACCUGCCUUCCCAUCCCCUUCAUGAAGAUCAACACCUGGUGGUACUUUGCCCUGAUCAGCAUGUCUGGAGUGUUUGCCGUCACCUUCAGCAUUGUGUUCGCAUACGUUGCGGAUGUGACAGAUGAGUCUGAACGCAGCAGUGCCUAUGGUUUGGUGUCUGCCACCUUUGCUGCCAGUCUUGUCACCUCCCCUGCACUAGGAGCUUAUCUGGGGAAGGUGCACAGUGAUGACCUGGUGGUGGGUCUGGCCACAGCUAUAGCAGUGCUAGAUGUAUUCUUCAUUCUGGUGGCUGUGCCGGAGUCUCUGCCAGAGAAACUGAGGCUCUCAUCCUCCUGGAGUGCCCACAUCUCCUGGGAGCAGGCUGAUCCCUUCUCUGCUCUGUGGAAGGUUGGGAAAGAUCGCAAUGUGCUAUUGAUCAGCGUGUCAGUCUUAUUAUCCUAUCUACCAGAGGCUGGCCAAUAUUCCUGCUUUUUUGUCUACCUCAGACUGGUUAUGGAAUUCUCUGCAGAAAUGGUGGCGACAUUCAUAGCAGUCGUUGGGAUUUUAUCCGUUGUGGCCCAGACUGCUCUUCUAAGUCUGCUUAUGAAGAAACUGUCCAACAAGCAUGUCAUCAUGGUGGGGCUGACCUUUGAGAUGCUGCAGCUCAUGUGGUAUGGGUUUGGUUCCAAGAUCUGGAUGAUGUGGGCUGCGGGUCUGUUGGCCUCAGUAUCUUCCAUUACCUACCCUGCCAUAAGUGCCUAUGUCAGCACUCAUACUGAUGCUGACAAGCAGGGUGUGGUUCAGGGCAUCAUUACGGGCAUGAGGGGGCUGUGCUCAGGCCUUGGUCCUGCAGUCUUCGGCUUCAUCUUCUACCUUUUCCACGUAGACCUCAGUCAAGAGCAAGGGGAUGACAUCUCUCAAAGACCCAAUGGUUCUGCUGCCGGCAAUGGGUCGACCCCUCACGUCACCAGUAGCCCCAACCUGGUGCCUGGGCCGCCGUUCGUGUUCGGGGCGUUAUUGGUCAUCUGUGCCCUCAUGGUUGCUGCUUUCAUACCUGAGGGUUCUGCAAAAUCUAGAAAACAAUCAGGGAGCAGUUUAGAGCUGAACUUUGAGAGGGGCCACAAGAGAAAGGGAAGCAUGGAUGCAGCAUCGUUACCACUUAUGGACGAAACUGGUGUUGUCUAGCACUAGAUUGUUCGUUAGUGGUUACAACUUGACUCCUGUUUUAGUGUAGUGUGAUGUCAAGUGAGACUGCAGUGACAGUGCUCUGUAGAUAUGAAAAAAAAACCUCAAUGUUUGUGAUUCCAAUGUAGUAUUUGCCACUAAGAUUCACUUCACUGAGAUACAAAAAAGGCACUUGGGAAACUUGCCUUGGUGGUGCUGUCUCCUCUGUUGAGCAGGCAGGCAAGGCGGGCAGGAAGUGCCGAGUGGUGGCAGACACUCAAGAACUCUCCUGAUAAACUGGUUUGCGUCUGGUGCUGGUGAAAAAUAGUUUGUGCUGAGUAAUUCACUUUUUUUUACUAUUAGUUAUUUUGUUUUGAGGGGGGAAGUGUUUUCAUUGACUGAAUGCAGUAUUAAUAUGUUAUGGGAGCAUAAAUUAUGUAGUAUACCCAGUGGAUCUUUUUACCUUCUGUACUUUCCUAGAUGUUAUGACUAUUUAUUUAUUCUGGUUGUAACUGGUGCUCAUUGUUAUUGCUGCAAACCUCAGUUGAUACCCCUCUUACCUUGUGAUAUCUUAGGAAUGCAAUCUAACUAAGGACAUGAGCCCAAGUGAAGGACAGGAGGACCUUGACUGUUGACCAGCUUGAGUUGUGAGCAGUGGUAAUGUGGUAAUUUUUCAUAAAUGUUUUAAAAAAGCAAAAUACAUACUUGUAUGUGUAUAUAAUCUAAUGUCCUCAUUAUUUCUGUAUUAUAAUAACAAGAUUUAGAUUUUAUACAUAGAACUAGUAGGAGUGCAACAGAUGAAUUUUUAUUUUCUAUUUUACAAAUAGUAAGAAUGAGUAUGUGAGCAUGUCUGUGUGGUAGGCAGUGACACCUGGUCUGGCAACCCUCCCCCGACAUCCUCAUCCCAUACAGCAAAGGUUCUCUCCUCGCUCCCACUACUUCCUCAAAUUGUUGCUUACCGCAGUCUGGUGAAACAGUUGUGGCGCUGCAUCACACUUGAGAUGUGGUGAGCAAGGUCUGUCAGGGUUGGAAGUUAUGCUGUUUAAUAUUUAUAAUUCAGAUUUUAAUGCUAUAAGGUACAAGAAAAUAGCAGUGAUAUAAUAUUUGCUGAAACCGUCCUAUAUGUAAGCAGCACAAGUGCUGGAUUGAUUGUACAUAACAUGUCACCUGUGGGAAAGCUUCACUUCAAAACUACCGUGUUAUUUCAUUCAUUGGGUUUUGACAUACUGAAAGUGAUAACACAAAAAAAACACAAAAAAAAGAACUUAUAUACAUAUAAUAAUUAGGAUUUGAUAUGGUACUGAAUUACCAAGAAAUUGAAACUGAACUUUUUUAGGAAAUUAAACAAUCAUCUUUUCAACAAAUUUACAUCAUUUAAAUUGUAUACAAAAAUUUCUUGUUUUGAAAAACCAUUGGUUGAUAAAUCUGAACUAAGUGCUAUCACUUUAAAAGUCUUAUGAAUACUUUCCCAUCAGUAUAACAGUGACAGAUGCAGUGCUGUGUUGCCUCUUGUGAGAGCUGCCCCUCAGACAACCAAGAUGAAUACUAUAUUCAUCAUAGGCAACUUAGGAUCUGAAUCAGAAAUCCACUUUAUAGGAUAUUUUCUUGCUGGAAAACAGUGAAAUGACUAGAAUGAGUGAAUUAAUGCUGAAAGGGGAAUACAAGGCCAGUUACUGAAAAGAUUAUUGCUGCAGGUUCUUAGACAAAUGUCAUUGUAGCCAAGAUAGCACGUAUUGGUUGAAAGAUGUAGGAUAAAGACCUGCUGGAACCUGUCACGGGAUUCGCUCUGCAGUUGCCUCUCUUGGCAGUGGCUUUCCAUUGAUUAGAGGGUGGAAGCAAUUGCUUUGCUUGCCUCUACAGGAGGACCUACUUGUGCUGCCAAGAUUUUGCUGAUUUUAGAUAAACAAACUUGUGUGUACUGAACAUAUUAGCAGGUGGCACAAAGACAAUAAGGAUGUGAAUUAAUUUUUCCAAAUAAAUGAUUAACUUUU